This is a messenger RNA of Trachymyrmex cornetzi, 2154 nucleotides long. It is a transcript of the gene Slh, whose product is annotated as sec1 family domain containing Slh. Lineage: Eukaryota; Metazoa; Arthropoda; Insecta; Hymenoptera; Formicidae. Gene Ontology annotation, biological process: vesicle-mediated transport. The transcript has a single exon. Bases 262 to 2154 code for a protein of 630 amino acids. The record is from RefSeq and is a predicted model, not a curated record.
ACGCCAAUGUGACGUGUCCGUCUCUCCAUCAUACGCAAUCAUACGGAUAGUUUGACAGCUCGAAGGGAGUACAAGACAGAACUAGGUUAACAGAUUUCUAAGAAUUCUGCCCUAUAUGCGACACCGAGUGCGCGUUCGACGUCUCCCAGGGAUCACAGUGGCGUUUACGAGUCACGUAACUUGACUGGCCUCCGGUUCCCGAUUGAGUACGAGUACCUGGGUAUCGCGUGCGAGGUUAGGUUCCUCGACAGGCCCGCCAAGAUGAGCCUACGCGACCGUCAAAUAAAUGCCCUGAAGCAAAUGCUGAAUCUGAAUCUGCCUGAGCCGGGGCUCGAAAGCGCGGUGCCCACGUGGAAGAUCCUCGUUUACGAUCGCCUUGGCCAGGAUAUCAUAUCGCCGUUAAUCUCCGUCAAGGAGCUGCGCGAGCUUGGCAUCACUUUACACAUGCAGCUGCAUUCGGACCGUGACUCCAUCCCCGAGGUACCGGCGAUCUACUUCUGUGCGCCCACGGACGAGAAUCUUGGCAGGAUCGGCCAGGAUCUGCAGAACGGCUUGUAUGAUAUCUAUCAUCUGAAUUUCAUUUCACCAAUUAGCCGACAGAGAAUGGAAGACCUGGCGACUGCGGCGUUGCUCGGCGGCGUCGUCGCCAGCAUUCACAAGGUGUUCGAUCAGUACUUGAACUUCAUCACCCUGGAGGAUGAUCUGUUUGUCCUGCGACAUCAGAACAGCGAUGCGAUAUCCUACCAUGCGAUCAAUCGUGGUGACGUCAAAGACAGCGAAAUGGAAUCUGUGAUGGAUAUUAUUGUAGACUGUUUGUUUUCAGUGUUUGUCACUUUGGGCACUGUGCCGAUCAUAAGGUGUCCCAGGGGUAAUGCUGCCGAGAUGGUUGCCAAGAUGAUCGACAAGAAACUGCGAGAGAACGUAUGGGAUGCUAGGAACAACCUGUUCGAGGGUGAAGCAUCUGCGACCGGCCAUUACAGUUUCCAGAGGCCUCUGCUCAUCGUGCUGGACCGUAACGUCGACAUGGCUACCCCGCUGCAUCACACGUGGAUGUACCAGGCACUGGCACAUGAUGUUCUGGAGAUGGCGUUGAAUAGGCUUGUUGUAGAGGAGAAUGUAGGACGAUCUCCCGCUGGCGGGACACGCUCCAAGACACGCGCUUACGAGCUGGACAACCGGGAUCGCUUCUGGUGCCAGCACAAAGGCAGUCCAUUCCCCAGAGUGGCAGAGGCCAUACAGGAGGAGCUGGAGCAGUACCGUACUUUCGAGGAGGACGUGAAGAAGCUCAAAUUCUCUAUGGGCAUUGACAAUGAGAGCGAGGUAGCGUUGUCUAUGGUAUCCAAUAACACGGCGCGUUUAACGAACGCCGUGAAUUCGUUGCCGCAACUCCUGGAGAUGAAGCGGCUGAUCGAUAUGCACACUUCAGUGGCCACAGGUAUCUUGAAUGCUAUCAAGUCUAGACGACUCGAUACAUUCUUCGAGCUGGAGGAGAAAAUUAUGAGCAAGCAAACGUUGGACCGGAGCGUAUUGGAAACCAUCGGCGAUCCAGACUGCGGCACUCCUGAAGACAAACUACGUCUUGCUAUUAUUUAUUUUAUUUGCACGAAUAUGUCCGACGCGGAUUACAAUAAAUUGGAGACGGCACUAACCGCAGCCGGCUGCGAUCUGAAUCCACUGAUAUACGUAAAGCGAUUACGCAAUUACACUAGGAUAGCCGAGAUCCAGAGUAGCUACGAAGGCGGCGGUACCAAGACGGUCAGUAUGUUCUCUAAGCUGAUGAAUCAAGGCUCGUCAUUCGUCAUGGAGGGCGUGAAGAAUCUGGUGGUAAAGAAGCACAAUCUGCCAGUCACCAAGAUAGUGGAUGAGCUGAUGGAAUCUAAGCAGUCCUCGCGUACCGAGGAUUACCUCUAUCUGGAUCCGAAGCAGCUCAAGCACACCGAACAGAUGCCGAAGAAUCGGCCGACGUUCCAGGACGUGAUAGUCUUCGUGGUUGGCGGCGGUAAUUACAUAGAGUACCAGAAUCUGGUGGACUAUGUGAAGCAACGAAGCGGAGCAGGGGUGAACAAACGAGUGAUCUACGGCUCCACGACCUUCAACAACGCUAAGCAAUUGCUCAAGCAACUUUCUCUGCUCGGUCAGGAAGUCCACUCGUGA